AUGUGGCUCCCGAACCAGAAGGCGACAACAGGAGGAGGACCAGGUGUAGUAGGCAACGUGGAGAGGAAAUCGGGCGGGAACGGGCUGGUUGCUGUGGCCAUCGACAGGGAUAAGGGCAGCCAACAAGCUCUCAAAUGGGCCAUUGAUAACCUCCUCUUGAAAGGCCAAACUGUCAUACUAAUUCACGUCUUAAACUCUAGAUCUGCUGCAUCCUCCUUUUCUGCUCCAUCUGGGAUGAUAGCAUCUAAUGGCGACGUACCAGCGCACAGGCAGCAAGUCAUUGAUAAGCAGACCAAAGAAUUGUUUCUAACCUUCCAUUGCUUCUGUACUCGCAAGGAUGUACAGAGCCUUGAUGUAGUACUAGAAGAUACAGAUAUUGCUAAAGGAUUGGUAGAAUACAUCUCUUAUGCCGCAAUCGAGAAUUUAGUUCUCGGUUCACCAUCGCGCCAUGGAUUCAUCAGAAGAUUCAAGAUGUCUGAUGUUCCAACAAACGUAUCGAAAGGAGCCACAGAUUUCUGCACCGUUUAUGUUAUCUCCUCCAAAGGCAAGAUUUCAUCUGUACGCAAUGCAUCACGUCCCGCCCCUUUCACUUCUCCUCUCCAUGGUCAAAUUCAAACGCAAACUCCCCCGGACGCCAAUGCAGCCUCUGCGAAUAGGACUUCCUUUGAGCAUUCAAAAUCCCGGCACAAUUUUAGUAUCAAAGGAGAUAAAACUCCUCGUAAACAAUGGAGUUCUCAAACUGACAGCGAUUUCAUCAGGUCACCGUUUGGGAGAGCAGGAAUGGGAUACAGUAAUAGUAGUAAUCCAACUGGUGGAAGAUAUCCAGGUGAUUUCUCUGAAAUGUCAGAAGCAACAGACAUAUCUUUUGUGAGCUCGAGCAGGCCAAGCACAUCCGAUCGCACUUCAAUUUCGGUGUAUGACAUUGACUAUGCAUCUGCUCGCACCAGUUCUGAAUAUAGCUUUGGCUCUCUACGCCAAGGCGGCGGUCCUUUGUUAAAGCUUCCUAUCGACCCUGGCAUGAUGGGUUUUCCCUCCGAGUUCUCCUGUUCAUCUAUUGAAAGUGGAAGAAACUCCACUUCCUCCACAGGAGGCGGCAUGGUUGCCUUGGAUGAUGUGGAAGUUGAAAUGAGGCGGCUUAAGCUUGAACUAAAGCAAACCAUGGAAUUAUAUAGCACAGCUUGUAAGGAAGCUCUUACAGCGAAAGAGAAGGCAUCUGAGUUACAUCAUUGGCGACUCGACGAAGAAAGGAGGUUACAGGAAGCUCGAAUGUCAGAGGAAGCAGCUCUAGCGAUGGCGGAGAAGGAGAAAGCGAAAUGCAAAGUAGCAAUGGAGAACGCAGAGGCAUCUAGAAGGAUUGCUGAACUUGAAUCGAAAAAGAGGUUAACUGCAGAAAGAAAAGCCCUUAUGGAUCAAGACAAUAAGCAAACAGGCAAAGGCAAUAACAAUCUAUUAGCCAACUCCAGUUGCAGACGUUAUUCAAUUGAAGAGAUUGAAUCCGCUACAGAAUUCUUCAAAGCCUCCCGAAAGAUUGGGGAAGGGGGUUACGGCCCUGUCUACCAUUGUUACCUCGAUCAUACCCCGGUUGCGGUCAAGGUUCUACGUUCAGACGCAGCCCAAGGGCGUCAACAGUUUCAGCAAGAAGUUGAAGUUCUUAGUUGUAUGCGACACCCGAAUAUGGUAUUACUGUUAGGAGCAUGUCCUGAAUACGGUUGCCUUGUUUACGAAUACAUGGCGAACGGAAGCUUAGAAGAUAGACUCUUUCGUAAAGGUAACACCCCUCCGAUUUCAUGGCAACUCCGGUUCCGAAUCGCGAUGGAAAUCGCGACGGGGCUGCUGUUCCUCCACCAAACGAAACCGGAGCCGUUAGUCCACCGGGACCUGAAACCGGCAAACAUCCUCCUGGACCACAACUACGUGAGCAAGAUAAGCGACGUGGGGCUGGCCCGUCUGGUUCCUCCUUCGGUGGCGGACGACGUGACCCAAUAUCACGUAACGUCGGCGGCGGGGACGUUCUGUUUCAUCGACCCGGAGUAUCAACAAACGGGGAUGUUGGGAGUGAAAUCGGACGUGUACUCACUUGGGGUUCUUCUAUUGCAACUUCUGACUGCGAAACCGGCGAUGGGUUUGGCUCAUCACGUGGGGAGAGCUAUAGAAAAAGGAACGUUUGCGGAGAUGUUGGACCCGGUUGUGAACGAUUGGCCGGUGGAUGAGGCGUUGUGUAUGGCGAAGAUAGCGAUUCAGUGUGCGGAGCUGAGGAGGAAAGAUAGACCGGAUUUAGGGAAGAUAGUUUUGCCAGAGUUUCAAAGGUUAAGAGGGUUUGCAGAUCAACAUCAACCUCAACAACAUUUGAUGGCUUUAUAUGGGUCUAGCACUCCUCCUCCUAGUGCCGGUCCUUCGCCAAAUCACAGUCUGGCUGAUUCUGGUUCUGCCGCCCAGGAUGUGAUUUGCGGGGAGGCUGAUGAAUGAAGUGUAAGGAGGGAGGAUUUGAUCGAGAUAUAUUAUUAGGUCAUGUGCAGAUUUAGCUGUGUGGCUGGCUAGAGGUGAGGAGUUUGGAUGAUUUGAAAGAUC
This is a messenger RNA of Impatiens glandulifera, 2568 nucleotides long. Its product is annotated as U-box domain-containing protein 35-like. The transcript has 9 exons. Gene Ontology annotation, biological process: protein phosphorylation. Gene Ontology annotation, molecular function: protein kinase activity; ATP binding. The coding region runs from base 1 to 2466 and encodes 821 amino acids. The record is from RefSeq and is a predicted model, not a curated record. Lineage: Eukaryota; Viridiplantae; Streptophyta; Magnoliopsida; Ericales; Balsaminaceae.